Coregonus clupeaformis (lake whitefish) is the source of this 1237-nucleotide messenger RNA. Its product is annotated as fas-binding factor 1 homolog. Gene Ontology annotation, biological process: establishment of epithelial cell polarity; cilium assembly. The transcript is spliced from 10 exons. Bases 158 to 1111 code for a protein of 317 amino acids. The record is from RefSeq and is a predicted model, not a curated record. Gene Ontology annotation, cellular component: ciliary transition fiber; ciliary basal body; centriole. NCBI's taxonomy places the organism in Eukaryota, Metazoa, Chordata, Actinopteri, Salmoniformes, Salmonidae.
CCUGUUAGAUGAUCUACCCAUAGAAGACAAAAAGGAGCCAAAAAUCACCAAAAAGGCCCCAGACUCCCCUAUCAUAAAGAAAAAAGAAACAGCCUCACCAGCUCCAGUUCCAUAGAAGCGGGAUGACCUUACGUUUGAUGAUGACGAGGAUGACCUAAUGGAUGCAUUGGGGUUUGGAGAGAGUCCCAAACAGAGCCCUAAGAAGACGGAGACAGUGCUUGUACCAAAGAAAGAGAGCGGUGAGCUCCCUCAGAGAGCCCGCACCAGGCUAGAUGAGAUUCUGGGGCGCGGGACGUCCCCUCGCCUUCUGGAGCGCCCUCCAACAGGGGAGAGGAAGGACCCUCCGCAGCAGCAGGAAAAGCAGCAGCAGCAGCAACAACAUCAGAAGACCCGCACUACUAAAGACCCCUUCCUAGAAGAAGACCUGACGUUUGGUUCCUAUCAGCCCACACUGGUCACUACACCUGAGGGACGUCACUCACGCAGACAGUCGGUCAGAUUCUCCACUGAGGACAUCAGUGCCUCUUCUCCUGAGAAGAAACCCAAACCCAUCACCCCCACCACUACCUUUCCCCGGCCUGCUGCAGACUGGCUGGGGCUCUCGCAGGAUGAUGAGGAGGAGGAGGAGGAAGAGAAGGAAAAGCCACCGCCUGUACCAGAACCCUUGAAGACCCCCUCCUCUUUGUCAGUGGGAAGUAAACCCUCCUCAUCUGGCAACCGCAUUCCACAGCCAUCGACAGAGACCCCAAACACCUCUUCCAAACCCCCCAAGCCAGUAGGACCCAUUGCAGAGGUCUCUGCCAGCCAAAAGGAUGAAGAUGAUUGGCUAUCAGGGGCAUUGAGCAGGAAGAAGACUCAAUCAUCCACACGGUCAGAGGAAAAGAGAACAACCCAGGAAGACUUUCUGGGGCUUGGAGAUGAGGUGGAUCUGGAGUUGUUUCUCAGCUUCCAGGAGGAAAGAUGCAUCUACCCCCAACAUGGAACCAGGGGAGCCCAGCCCUACUGCUCAUUCUACCCCAUUGAGAGAGGACCAGUCCAGGCCUGUGCCACAGCAAAGCCAGAUGCAGAACACUGCACCUGCUGUCCAACCACGGGUGUCUCUUUCAGCUGACAGUUUGCAACAACUUUUACUACAACAGCAGCAGUUGGUGCUGUCCCAGCUGCUGGGGUUAGGGGGAGCUGUGGAUGUAGUUGGGCUGCAGAGACAGAAGAGCGACUGAGAAGCAGAAUGGAGAUC